Messenger RNA from Trichoderma citrinoviride, 3795 nucleotides. RefSeq lists its product as hypothetical. Gene Ontology annotation, cellular component: cytoplasm; plasma membrane. The record is from RefSeq and is a predicted model, not a curated record. NCBI's taxonomy places the organism in Eukaryota, Fungi, Ascomycota, Sordariomycetes, Hypocreales, Hypocreaceae. Gene Ontology annotation, molecular function: protein binding; calcium ion binding. The coding region runs from base 1 to 3795 and encodes 1264 amino acids. The transcript has 5 exons. Gene Ontology annotation, biological process: endocytosis; endosomal transport.
AUGUCGGCGGCCGCUGGUGUUGCUCCGAGCGUGCCGAACCUCAACCUCAACCUCAGAGACGAUGAGAAGGCCUUCUACGACCGGCUGUUUAGCCAGGCCUCUCGGGAUGGGGAGAGGAUCACCGGCGAAGUAGCCGUCUCGUUGUUCGAGAAGACGACGCUGAACUCGACGGUUCUCGGAUCGAUAUGGCAGAUUGCCGAUAUAGGAAACGAAGGCAAGCUCAGCAGAGAAGGCUUCUACGUCGCCCUUCGCCUCAUUGCUCAUUGCCAACUUGGCAAACAGCCAAGUCCCGAGCUGGCCCUUCAGCCUCCCCCGCGCCUCCCCGAGUUCGCAGGCAUCCCUCCACCCCCAGUCCAGGCGCCCAUCGUGCCCCAGGUCUCCGGAGGCAAUGAAAUCCCUCCCCUGGCUCCCGACAAGGGCAGCCGGUAUGUCUCCCUGUUUGCGGCUCAGAAGCUCCACGAUAAAUUGCUGCCGGGCGAGCAGGCCAGGACCAUCUUCGGCAAGUCCGGCUUGCCCAACGAAAUCCUUGGCAGGAUAUGGAGUCUGGCCGAUACCGAACAACGGGGUGCACUUGCCCUGCCCGAGUUCAUCAUCGCCAUGCAUCUGAUCACGUCCUUCAAGUCUGGCGAGCUUCGCACACUGCCCAAUGUCCUACCCGCUGGUCUGUAUGAGGUGGCCAUACGCAUCGCAUCGAUGGCCGCCUCCAGGCAAUCACCCGCCAAUACCGGCGGCAUCACGGCCAUCCCACGGCAAUUGAGCGGCCCGGCGCAGCAGCAACAAAGGACGGGAAGCCCGCUCAAUCGUCCGCCGAUAGUCGCUGCUCAGACUACGGGCGCCGUUGUGCCGAGCAACGAGUGGGCCAUCACUCCGGCCGACAAGGCAAGAUUCGACCAGAUCUAUCUCGAUUUCGACAAGACGAACAAGGGUUACAUCACCGGCGAGGAAGCUGCGCCUUUCCUCAGUCAGUCAGGUCUCCCCGAGGAUACCCUCGCCCAGAUCUGGGAUUUAGCCGACUUUCACUCCCAAGGGCAGUUGACGCGCGAGGGAUUCGCCAUUGCCAUGUACCUGAUCCGUCAGCAGCGCAGCAACCGGAAUCUUCCCUUGCCCGCUACUCUCCCCCCGAAUCUAAUUCCGCCGUCGCUGCGAGUUCAGAGCCGUCCUACGACAGCAGUGUCAUCGUCGGCUUUUGAUCCCGCGCCGGUUGCUGCUCAUGUUGCUCCAGCUCCGGUACCUGCCCCCGCUCCGCCGGCGCCCAAGUCUGCUCUCGACGACUUGUUUGGCCUCGACUCUUCGACUCCCAGCCCGGCGCCCCCUGCUCCGGCGCAGACGACAAUGUCUACGGGAGGCUCCAAUGCUGAUCCAUUCGCCGGUGGCAUCAGUGUGCUUCACCCGGCUUCUCCAUCUGCCAAACCAUCAUCUCCCGUGGGCGUGACGUUCCGGCCGUUCGUGCCAUCCUCCUCAUUUGGCCGUGGCUUGGCUGUACACCCUGGGGCUGAGCAGCCGCGACCACACACCGCUUCACACACCGCUUCAGAAGACCUCCUUGGCGAUACUGAUCCCGAGGCAAACAAGGCCAUCUCGGACGAGACGACCGAGCUUGCAAAUCUGUCGAAUCAGAUCAGCUCUCUGGCGAAGCAGACACAAGAGGUUCAGGCCAAGAGAACCACGACCCAGCACGAGCUGAGCCAAACUAACUCCCAGAAGCAAAACUUUGAGCAACGACUGGCGCAGCUGCGGCAACAGUACGAAAAGGAGGCCCAAGACACACACGCGCUGGAAGAGAAGCUUAGAAACUCGCGGGCCGAUACUAAGAAGUUGCAGGGAGAAUGCAUGAAUCUGGAAGGACAGCUGCGAGACAUCCAGGGCCAACAUCAGCAGGUCCUGGCUGCCCUCCAGGCUGAUCAGCAGGAGAACGCCAGUCUGAGGGAGCGGAUUCGCCGGGCAAAUGCCGAGGUCGCCGAGCUCAAGCCUCAACUGGAAAAGCUCAGGCUGGACGCUAGACAGCAGAAGGGCCUCGUCGCGAUUAACAAGAAGCAGUUAUCCACCACUGAGGGAGAGCGCGACAAGCUCAAGGCGGAGGCCGAGGCUCUGGCUAGGAGCGCCGAGGACAUCUCUCGCCAAGCAGAGACGGGCUCGCCUGUGUCCACGUCUGCCCAGUUGGCCAGCCCCGCGCUCUCGACCUCCAGCGGCAACAACCCCUUCUUUAAGCGAUCCGCCAGCACAGACAUCAUGGGCGUCUUUGGUCCGCCACCCCCAAACAGGGCCUUUUCCGACCGGUCCUUUGACGACUUGUUUGGCCCCGCCGGCCCCGUCAGCUCCAGCGGCACUCCCCCGCCAGUUGCAGCCUUCAGACAACAAAACACGGGGCAGUCAUCAGUUAGUGUUGGAUCCUUUUCUAACAACUCAGGGCCGACCCCCCAUGUCAGCCGCGUCACUACGCUGAGUGCUGAACCUCCCGCGCCGCCAGAGUCCCGACAACUAAGCUCGAGCUUCUUGCCGUUCCCCGAGCACAACGAGUCACUGUCUUCAUCUCGACAAGUGUCUCCCCCUACCUCCUCACGCGCCGAAGGCUCGGCGUCCGGCUCAUACCCUUUCCCCGGCGGUGCGCCUUCCGGCGAGGCAGAGGCUGGGGCUCCUGCGGCCCCCGCUUCCAGCGAAGAGGAGGAGAAGCAUGAUAGUGCCAGCGCGACCCCUGUCCCGGCCACUCAAGGCGAUAGCUCGCAGAAGCCCGCGGAGGGAGAAGCUCAAGAUCGAUCCGGCUCGUUUGACAAUACUGACCAUGCUAAGGCCAAGGCAGAUUUUGACAAUGCAUUUGCCGCCUUCACCUCGACUAAAUCCUCCGGCAACGGCGCCGACAAGGGAUCCGCUGCCGUGAAGCCCCAGGGCGCUUUCGACAACGCCUUUGACACGGAGUUCCCACCCAUCUCGGAGCUGGAGCGAGAUGUGUCUGAGUCUGACAGCGAGAGGGGCGGCUUUGACGACGACUUCGCCCCCGCGUCGCCAGAGAACAAGGCCAAGGAGAAGCAGGUCGCUCCGGAGCCAACUCCUGAGUCUCACCGACCUGCUACCGGAGGAGCCUCCGACUCCGCCGCCCCUCAGUCACCAUCUCAGGACGUGCCAGCUACCCAUGAGGCCGAAGCCAAAAGCGCGGAACUGUCCUCUUCACCCGCCACGAUAACCAACAACAAUACCAUCUCUCAGACCUCCAACGCAGAUGACAUCUUUGGUUCCAGCGCUGGCAACCACAGCCAGCAGCCUCCUGCUUCCAAGGGCGCCUUCGACGACCUCGACGAUGAUUUCGAGGGCUUGGAGGAUGCCAAGGAAGGCUCCGCGGAUGACGACUUUGCCAACAUUUCCCGCUCUGGACUGGACGACUACAACCCUAUGUUUGACAGCAGCCCUCCAGCCAGCCAGGCCAAGAGCGAGUCCACGGCGUUUGGUAAUGAAAGCAGCUUUGACUUCAUCUCAUCCAACUCGGCCGCCAGUGCUCCCGGCCAGUCUAGCAAUGGACAGCAGGCUCACGACUGGGACGCCAUCUUCUCUACACUCGAUUCGCCCACCGUCCCCGCAGCACAGCCCGUGCACAGCAACAACACGGGUCCCCCAAAGGAAGAAAAUGCCGAGACUCGUCCCCCUGCUCCUGGACGUGCCCUCACGGAGGCAGGAGAGCACGAUGACCCAAUUCUGAAGAACUUGACCAGCAUGGGUUACUCGCGUCCUGACGCCCUUGCUGCGCUCGAGAAGUAUGACUACAAUCUGGAAAGGGCUGCCAACUUUCUCGCCAGCCAGUCUUAG